Molecule: messenger RNA, 1035 nt
Organism: Epithele typhae
Lineage: Eukaryota; Fungi; Basidiomycota; Agaricomycetes; Polyporales; Epitheliaceae
Product: splicing factor CC1-like protein
Exons: 9
Coding region: 1-1035 (344 amino acids)
Biological process (GO): mRNA processing
Cellular component (GO): nucleus
Molecular function (GO): RNA binding
Source: RefSeq, a predicted model, not a curated record
AUGAACGACGAGCCCAGUCCGGAUGACUCUGAAGCUCGGUCUGUGUUCGUCUCUCAACUUGCUGCACGACUCACAGCCCGCGACUUGGGCUACUUCUUUGAGGACAAGCUGGGGGAAAACACGGUCAUGGACUCCCGCAUUGUCACGGAUAGGAUCUCCCGUCGGUCCAAGGGUAUUGGUUACGUCGAAUUCCGCACUGUCGAGCUUGUUGACAGGGCUAUCAGCCUGAGCGGAACGGUGGUCAUGGGUCUUCCUAUUCAGAUCCAACACACAGAGGCUGAGAGGAACAGGCUUCAUCCCGGUGAUGGCAAUCUGAACUUGCCGCCAGGUGUCAGCGCCCCGCACGGUGGCAUGCAGCUUUACGUCGGAUCUCUCCACUUCAAUCUCACUGAGUCCGAUAUCAAGCAGGUGUUCGAGCCAUUUGGUGAACUUGAGUUUGUCGAUCUUCAUCGCGAUCCCUCGUCUGGGCGCAGCAAGGGCUAUGCGUUUGUACAGUAUAAGCGUUCUGAGGAUGCGAAGAUGGCUCUUGAGCAGAUGGAAGGCUUCGACUUGGCCGGCAGAACUCUUCGGGUCAACACGGUUCACGAGAAGGGCUCUGCUCGUUACACUCAACAAGACUCUUUGGAUGAAGCCGGCGGCGGUAACUUGAACGCAGCGUCACGUCAAGCGCUGAUGCAGAAACUUGCCAGAAUUGACCCUCCUCCGACCAGACCAGAGCCGAUCUCGCGGCCUAACAUCCCCCAGACCAUGCAGUCGCGGUCGGUACUAAUGAAGAAUAUGUUUGACCCCGAAGAAGAAACCGAGCGUGACUGGGACAAGGAACUCGCCGAAGACGUCAAGGGAGAGUGCGAGUCGAAGUAUGGCCGCGUUCUUGCCAUCAAGAUCGAGAAAGAAACUGAGGGCGAGAUCUAUGUCAAGUUUGACACUGUGGAUGCUGCCAAAGGUGCCGUCGAUGGUUUGAAUGGCCGUUGGUUCGGCGGACGCCAGAUCACUGCUGCUUUCAUUUCCGAUGCGAUUAUGCAGGCACACCAGUGA